AUUCCAAACCUUAGAAAUAAGUUUGAGAUUUAUCCAAAAUUUUAUGUGCUAUAACUUUAACUCUCCAUAUUUUUAGUUAGGAGACAAAAAAUUUUGGAAAGUAAAUUUACGUGUGUCUUCAAAAUUUCGUAUUUUUUGCAAAGUAAAUUUUGGAUAUUAGACGAGAAUGAGAUAAAAGAAGUUGGAAAGCGAGGGAAGUGGUGAGUGUACGAGGCAAGGAUGGCUUUGUUGCUGCAUUCUCCCUUUCUCCCCUCUCUCUCUCUCCGCUCACAUCUCCACCCGAACCCUAACCCUAACUCUGCUCCCCAUCGUUUCUUCCUAUUCGUUAUUCCCGUCACUUUUAAUGCCGCUUUCCGAUUCUCCGCUCACCAUCGUCUGCUUCCAUCGCCCUCCCCUGCCAUCCCCUGCCGUCAUUCCUUACUAACAACCCCUCUUCAGCUGCCGGGGGCUGCUCUGCGCCUCGCCGUUUCGGUGCUGCUGUUUCUCUGCUUCAGCUUCUGCCUCGGCGGCGUUCGAGCUUGUUCGGCAUCUAUGCCCUCUGUUGCCACCGCUGCUUCCUCCGUUAACGAGGAUCAAACGGUUCAAGAUGAUGGCGAUGAAAGAAAACAGGGUAAUGAAGAAAAUCUGGAACUAGAAGCAGCUUUUAAUACUUGGAAAUCCAAAACAUUUGCAUUGACUGUUCCUUUGAAAGUUGUUGCUCUACGCGGUUCUCUGCCUCCUUCGUGGAUCAAGGACUUCAUAAAUUCUCAAGGAAAGAGAUUAAAGUUUAAUGUGAAGUAUCAUGCCAGUCUUGAUGGUAUCUUUUCUGAGCUAUCAAUUCCUUUUACUAAAGGAAAUCUCGGGCCUGCCUCUGCUUUGGCAGCAGAUAUUGUUGGAAUUGGUGAUUCAUGGCUUAAAGUUGCCAUUAAAAAAGCUAUAAUUGAGCCAAUAAGGGAUGUAGAAGAUCAGGAUUGGUUUAAAGGCUUAGAUGAGAAAUGGAAGGUAUAUCUACGCAGGAACUGUGAGGGAGAAAUGGAUCCUAAAGGUGACAUAUGGGCGGCUCCGUAUAGAUGGGGCUGCAUGGUAAUAGCAUACAAGACAAAUAAAUUUCAAAAGCAUAAGUUGGCUCCUAUAGAGGAUUGGGAAGAUCUGUGGCGGCCUGAUCUUGCAGGGAAAAUUGCAAUGGUUGAUUCUCCUAGAGAAGUUGUUGGUGCAGUUUUGAAGUAUAUGGGGGCUUCCUACAAUGCAAAGAAUAUCAACUUGGAAGUCAAUGGUGGGAGAGAUGCUGUCAAGCUCAAUUUGGCAUUGCUUGCAAAACAGGUCCGAUUGUUUGAUAGUGUAAACUACCUAAAAGCUUUUGGAGUUGGAGACGUGUGGGUAGCUGUUGGAUGGAGUAGUGAUGUUAUCCCUGUUGCUAAGCGCAUGUCUAAUGUUGCAGUUAUUGUUCCAAAGUCUGGAGCAAGUUUAUGGGCGGAUCUCUGGGUAUGUCUCUUUUAUGCGUUGUCUCCAAUAUCUUUUUAAAAAUUGUUAGCAAAUGUAUCAUGCUAUUCUGAUGUAUUGAUCUAAUUCGAAAAAAUAUCAUUAAUCAUGAACUUUAUUUCCCAUUAGACAAUAAUAGGUCACUAGGAAUAUAUGAUCUUGUUUUUCUUUUGUUAU
Molecule: messenger RNA, 1635 nt
Organism: Arachis duranensis
Lineage: Eukaryota; Viridiplantae; Streptophyta; Magnoliopsida; Fabales; Fabaceae
Exons: 6
Coding region: 220-1500 (426 amino acids)
Biological process (GO): polyamine transport
Cellular component (GO): periplasmic space
Molecular function (GO): polyamine binding
Source: RefSeq, a predicted model, not a curated record